AAAAACACACAAGGAGGGGGGAAAAUAUAAGAGUAGAACACGGGAAACGGGAGGGAAAAGAGGGGAGGGCAGGGAUAUCAUAUUGUGCAUUUCUCGCGCUCAGUCUGCCAUCCCGGUUGCGGGGCUUAUAUCUCGGUGCGUCUUGGAGAAAAAGACAGAGACAGGAGGGGGGUGGACGAGCUAGAAGAGGGCGGAAUGCCCCUUUACAAGCGUCGCAUCUGACUAAAACAGCGGAGCGGUUCAUAAAUUGGAAACUGGUCAGAGAAGAAGACGCCAAGGUGCUGUUGGAGAGCGUCAGCGGUGUCUCUUCAGAUCUGACAGCGACCUCGAACCCACGCUGACGUGUUGGACAGACCACAGAUGUGUUCCACUUUUUCCCUGUUAAACCUAGAUGACUGAAAGCUCAGCUCAACUGGCAGUGAAGAAAAACACUUAUCUGCAGGCUGCUGUUUGUGGUCUUUGGAACAUUAAGAAAAUAACAAGCUAAAGGUUACGCAUGCACUGCAGGCACAGCUCUGAAUUUCUCAGCCAAAUCUGUUUAUAAAGACAAUUUCACAUGUAGAGUGUCUCCGCUCUAGCUUGCAAAUUCAACAUGGACCACAUCCUCUACAGUCGAGUUCACUAAAGGGAAAGAGAGAGGGGUGGGUGUCGCUCAGUCACACAUGGGAGCAUCAGUCUGGUCCUUGUGAUCCAGACCAAGACACCCUGAAGAGCCCCUCCUUUUCCUCCUUUAUCUGCACUGCCCCCCCCCCUCCCCCCUCCGAGCUCCCUGGGCCUCCUGUUCCUCAGCUCACACCUCGUAGAGGGUGGACAGGCAAGAAACUCUACUUAACCGAGCGCCGUCCGAUAGGUGAGGGCGGUGAGGGCUGCGCUGUUAUUUGUUGACUUCUGGUGAGAGUGCGAUGCGGAUUGGAGGAUGUCGGGGGACUGGGAUGAAGACCUGUGUAAGAAGGCGCUGCUGUUGGUGGAGGAGCUGUGCUUCCACUCCCCGAGGGGCUACAGCCAGAGUGAACGCUGCCAGGACUUCACCUACUUGUUAAGAGGACUCAACAGACAGCUGGACACAGAGAUCUCUGUUAGUCUGCUGUCGGUCAUCGUGACAUUCUGUGGCAUCGUCCUCCUCUCUGUCUCCCUCUUCGUCUCCUGGAAGCUCUGCUGGCUGCCGUGGCGGGAUAAGGAGGGCGGCGGCCUGAGCCUGACGUCAGGGCUGCUGCCCGGAAGCGCCGGAGUCGGAGGCCUCGGCGGCGCCGGCGGGUCGUCGCUGCUGCCCCCGCUGCUGCAGAGGAAGGAUGGCCACUCGUCAUCCUCGCUCUACCCUUCGCUGGGCCAGCAGGGCCAGCACCACCCACAUUUCUCUGACCUGGUGGGGCUCGAGAGAGGGGAGGUGGGAGGUGUGGUUGGGGGGCCGCAAGAGACCCAGGAGCACUCGUACCUGGACAUGGACUCGUACCCCAACAAUGCAGGAACUCUGAAGCUGAGUACGACGUCUCCAGAUGUUCCGAACACAGAGGGGGGAGCCCAUCCUCAUAAAGACCUGCCCAACGCUCAUUCUCAGCAGCAGGUCACCCCACGGCCCAAGCCCAUGACUCACCAGCUCUCCAGCCCUGACUUCCACGAGGAGAAGGAGCAGGUUACCAGCAUUGGGCAGAUCAAACCGGAGCUCUACAGGCCAAAGGGCGACCAGGGUGAAGGCAAACAGGGCGACAACUGCGGCAAGAUCAGCUUCCUCCUGCGCUACGCCUUCAAUACGGAGCAGCUGGUGGUGAAGAUCUUAAAAGCUCUGGACCUGCCAGCGAAGGAUGCCAACGGCUUCUCCGACCCGUAUGUGAAGAUCUACCUACUGCCAGACAGGAAGAAGAAAUUCCAGACCAAGGUUCACAGAAAGACCUUAAACCCUGUGUUCAACGAGACGUUUCAGUUCGGCGUGCCGCUGAAUGAGCUACAUUCCAGGAAGCUGCAUUUCUCUGUGUACGACUUCGACCGCUUCUCCAGACACGACCUGAUCGGCCAGGUCGUGGUGGACAACCUGCUGGACUUCAGCGAGGGCAGCGGGGACAAACCCGUGUGGAGGGAUAUCGUGGAGGGCACAGCGGAGAAGGCUGAUUUGGGGGAGCUUAAUUUCUCGCUGUGUUACCUGCCCACUGCAGGCAGGCUCACUGCGACAGUCAUCAAGGCCACCAACCUCAAAGCCAUGGACCUCACCGGCUUCUCAGACCCGUACGUGAAGGCGUCUCUGAUCUGUGACGGGCGGAGGCUAAAAAAGAGGAAGACAUCCAUUAAGAAGAAUACGCUGAACCCCACAUACAACGAGGCGCUGGUGUUUGACAUUCCAAAUGAAAACAUAGAAAGUGUCUCCAUUAUCAUCGCAGUGAUGGACUAUGACUGUAUCGGUCAUAAUGAGGUCAUAGGGAUGUGUCGUGUGGGCAGCGAGGCUGAAGGUCCAGGGAGGGAGCACUGGGCAGCAAUGCUGGCCAAUCCACGCAAACCAAUAGAGCACUGGCAUCAGCUCGUGGAGGAGAAAGCAAUUGGUACAUUCGUGUCAAAGACUGCCACAGCAUCCUCCCCUAAGCCUCAUAUCGUCGUGGACAGUCCUCACUCUGAUUAAGGCUGUCAUUAUCAUCUCCAGCUCCAGAUGUCCCCUUCCUCCCUCUCAUCUGUGAAUAAUUCUCUCCAUCAAAGACAGAGAGACAUGGAGACACUGCUAGUGUCCGACUGCUAGCGCUGUUUUGCUCCCGCUGAUGAAUCCUCAGAGUCCUGUGCUGUCUUUAAUGGAGGAAAGAAAAAAAUAAACGACAUCCAUCACAUGCUACACCUUGAGCAUCAGACUACACAUUAACAAAACACAUGCACACGCCAAAUGGUAAAGUAGGACUGAUAUCAGGUGUAAAUGUGGGAUCAAACAAGGGACACACACACACACAUACACAUAAACACAGGGAUACACACAAAGUUUGUAGUAUGUGCGUAGUUCAUGUGUGCUUCAGAUUAGUGUAGUAUUUCAUCUAGGAGGAGUGUGAUGUAACAAACUGUUCUCUCUCUAUUGAAAACAAAACAAAAAAAGAAAAGAGAAAGCCAUCCCAGAAUGGUCAUUCCAACCAGGACCAAAGGUUCAUGCCCUUGUACAGACUAUAAAAGAAGAAAAUCACUAUGUCGAUAUUUUUCUUUGCAACAUUGGUGUACAGUAUGUGCCGUACUGUAUGGGAAGACAUCUCAUGUAGUACUCAGCAGGACAAAACAUCCGAGGUGGAUUCUUUUUCGGGCCAUUUUGGAUGCCUCCUGUGGGCUCCGUACCCUCUUUGUUUAGGACUGAACUUGCUUUUUUUUUUUCCCCAGAGGAAAGACGAUAAAGCGUCUUUAUUGAUGUCAGAGGAGCUAAAAAAAAAAAUGAGGACGGACUCAUUGGUUUAAGCAUGUUACGCAUCCUUGAAAUGUGUCCCUCUUCCUGAUGCUUUUCGUCACUGUCCUCAUGGUGCUCAUCAGUAUCAACUUUCUGUUUUGAGGUUAUCUUUGAGUUUCCAACAUUAUACAUUUAAUCAUGGAGAAAGAAGUUUAUAAUUGCCAAUAAUGGUCAUCUACCGAGCUUUUGAGAGGGGUGGCUGAGUUGAUCGUUGUUAAACCUGCAGACUUUUCCUGAAACAGGACUACACAGGUCGAAUAAAACCUGCGUUAAGGAUCGGACCAGCAUCUGUUGGGAUUGCACUUGCUGGAGGAUGUAUUCUACAGGGAAGGACACCUACACUCUAUUUUGAUUUUUUUCUAUCAUUCCAGAUCUUUCUUUUCUUUUUCUCAAAAAAGUCACCAUCCUGCUUCAUCUGAGAAAAUGUCCACAUCGUGUCUCUGACAAGACUCAAGAAGGACACACACGUCUGUGUUGCUUUUAUCAGUGUGUGUUAUUUCCGUGUUUGUGGGCGUGUUUGUUUUGUAUUUGUGCGCGUAUGUGUGUGUGUAUGCCUGUGUAUGUGGGUCACUGAGACCUUGUAUGUGACACGUUACCACCUCCCGUCUUGUCCUUUUUUUCCCGUCUUUGCCUCCCUCACUCCCCCCCCCCCCCAAUUCCGGUCCCUGCAUCCUCAGACUGUAACGCUUGUCUCAGAGCCAAACGUGUCUUCUGUCCCGUGUAUUUACAAGGAGCCACUUUGUGUGUGUGUGUGUGUGUGUGUGUGUAUGUGUGUGUGUGUGUGUGAGAGAAAGUGUGUGUGCACUAUACGUGCCUCAUUGCACUAGGUGGGGAAACGCUGUCUUUCAUAGACAUUAGUUUGUACUGUCUAUGUCGUCUCUGAAAUCAGCUGCCAAUCAUCCAGCCCUCCUCCUCCUCCUCCUCUCUUACCCAUUGCCUGAUGUAAGUAACUGUGUUGAUCGUGUACUUCUUUCAGUAAUUUGUGUACUGUAUGUCCGAGGGAAAAACAGAUGGCACAGUGACUGAAAACCAAACUCUUGGGUGUGUUUUAAAUUCAAUUUCUAAGAAGGAACCCCAAAAAAAAAUAUGGAAAAAAAAAACAAAACAAAAUUUGAGGCUCAUUUCUUAUCAGGACAAAUUUAGAUCCCCCUUAGAGCAAGACAGCAGGGAGGAGGUGUUGCGAGAAAAACAAGCACCUGGAAUUUCUGCACUUCCUCUGUAAGCCGAUACAGAUUUAUAAAGCCAUGUCUGUCACCACUACUACGACUACCACUACUGUAACCUCAGCAAAACAGCAGAACAACACCUCACUACAUUUACUCGUAUUGCUAUUGUUGCCAUUUCUAUCUCCUCACACACACACAUGCUUUUAUAAAGGUGUGUGUGUUUCAGGGAAGGGAUCUAGUUUCUGGCUUUUCACCUUUGGAUCAUGAAAGUGCAUUUAGACUUUAAGGUGUGUUUGAUGGAGGAUAAGGCAGGUUAAACAUCCUGCAUUUUGUGAGCUUCAUAAGAUAGGGGCAUAUUUACAGGGUGGCAAUUUUCCUCUGAUGUCACGCUCAGGGUGGUUAGCUGACACACUGGUAUAAUCUCAAACCGAUGUGUUCCAUGUUGUAAGCCAUAAAUAUGCAGGCCAUCUGGACAGUGGGCUAUAUUUCAUAACUCCUAGCUACUGUUUCCCAACGGCUUAUGCUAGUACAACCAAAUUCGUGGUAAUAUUUGAAAGGAAGUGGUUGUAAAUUCAUAACUUAUAUUGGCUAACAUUAGCAUUGUUCCAAACAAAACAGUACAUAGUUCUUGGCUGUAACUACUUGGGUAACUGUCUGGCCAACAUUAUGUUAACAACACAUCAGGUAACAUUUCUUUAGCUAGUGUUUAACUCCCGAGUAAACAUUAUGUUAGCAUUUCAGUCGCUAGGAAUUCACUCCUUUCCUAAAGUGUUGUGUAACCCUACAAACCAGUAAUAUUGGCUUUAAGCUAAUCUUUUGCUAAUGUAAUCAAUCUACAUCCUCACACACAGAAGAACAACUCUAUAACAGUAUUUUAGCUUCUCACAGUGAGCAUGAUGUCAGAGGAAAAUGGUCGCUAUGUGAAUAUGGUCAAUUGAGUGAAUUUAGUACGUAUAGUAUUGAUCCAUUGGUCUUGAGGCCUUGUAACUGUCUCUCUCUGCUUGUGUCUGCCUUAUUUAGCCCCUGUGUUACUGCCUGGUGAUGGAUUACAAAACUCAAAGUCGAAGCAGUACAUUUCCUUGUUCCUUUCCUCCCUCAGUCCUUUCCUGCUCUCUCUGUUUCUGCCUGUCUGAUUACUGUCUGAUUACUCAUUCUCUCCUUCACCAACGCUUACCUUUCCUCCCCCAACCUAUACCCUGUCUCCCCCUCACCUAUAUGUUCCUCUCUCUUUUUCUCACCCUGUUUCCUUUGCUAUCUCCCAUCGCUUCCUUCCAAUCCCCUUGCCCUCUUUCUUUCUUUCUGUGUAUGACGACCCCCUUUCCCCCCCUCUCUAUUCUCUCUCGCUGUCUUCUCGUGUUAGUGCAGUUCUGAAUGGUCAUGGGGAAACAUGUUUGCAUGCUUAUAUUAACAUGAAUGAUGUCAACUUGAUGCAAUGAAAAAUUAUAUAAGUGAUGCUUUAAGCAAAAAUCUGACAAUGAACUUGAUACUAAUACUACUAACGACGACUACAUGGAGACCUAGCAAUUGUUUAUCUCUAUGGUCAAAAACAACGAUGAUGAAAUAACAUUGUUUAUGCUGUAUUUAUCUUUCUUGAAUUGGUAUUCUUUUCAAUUGCUUUUUUAUAUAUAAUUUAUUCAAGAGGUUUACUUUUUUAUUGGUUAAAGCUGAGAAUUUGUGUGAGGGGUUCAGUCAGGACAGCAGGAUAUCGGUGAAUGUGUAAGUAACAGUGUGGCUGAAGCAGUGAUAAAGGAAAUAAAGGAUAUGUAUCAUCCA
This is a messenger RNA of Labrus mixtus (cuckoo wrasse), 6336 nucleotides long. It is a transcript of the gene syt3, whose product is annotated as synaptotagmin III. NCBI's taxonomy places the organism in Eukaryota, Metazoa, Chordata, Actinopteri, Labriformes, Labridae. Gene Ontology annotation, biological process: calcium-ion regulated exocytosis; regulation of calcium ion-dependent exocytosis; regulation of dopamine secretion. Gene Ontology annotation, molecular function: phosphatidylserine binding; calcium-dependent phospholipid binding; SNARE binding. Bases 917 to 2605 code for a protein of 562 amino acids. The transcript is spliced from 13 exons. Gene Ontology annotation, cellular component: membrane. The record is from RefSeq and is a predicted model, not a curated record.